AACGUGAGUAUAUAAAGAAGAAUCGUAUCCACUAUCAUCCUCACAAAUACAUUGUACACUGAACAGCAAGUACCACAGAAAUUCAAACGAACAGAAACUCGUCAAAAUGCAGGUCAUGUUAGUUGUAUCAUCAUUGCUGUUAGCCGCCGUUGCGGUCAGCGCCUACCCUGCAGUACAGAAUCCGGAAUCUAGAGCCGUCAUCUUGAGUCAAGAUUUGGGAAACAACCCCGAUGGAACCUCCAAAAACAACUUCCAAACCGAAAAUGGAAUCAAACAAGAACAAAUCAGCUACUUGAAACCGGGCCCUGAAGGACCCGUAGCGGCAUUCCAGGGAGCAGUGUCAUACGUAGCCCCAGACGGCCAGACCAUCCAAACCGGCUACAUUGCCGACGAGAACGGUUUCCAGCCGUACGGAUCCCAUCUACCUACACCACCACCAAUCCCAGCUGAGAUCCAAGAAUCACUGAGACUCCUCGCCACUCUGCCCAGUACUCCUGAACCAAUAUAUCAAUAGAAUAGUGAAUACGUAGUUCACCUCGGUUCGGCUCAUCCUUAUUCUUAUACUAUAUUUAAUCGUCUUGAAAUGAUUAUCUGUAGCAUGUUUAAAGCGGUUUCCAAGUAUCAACCACAUCUUUGUUAAUAUUAUCCUUGUACUACUCUCCUAUCUAUUUACUUCAAUAUAAUAUAAUCUAUUACCAUGA
Messenger RNA from Melanaphis sacchari, 701 nucleotides. RefSeq names its product endocuticle structural glycoprotein SgAbd-4-like. The transcript has 3 exons. The coding region runs from base 107 to 514 and encodes 135 amino acids. Gene Ontology annotation, cellular component: chitin-based extracellular matrix. The record is from RefSeq and is a predicted model, not a curated record. Lineage: Eukaryota; Metazoa; Arthropoda; Insecta; Hemiptera; Aphididae. Gene Ontology annotation, molecular function: structural constituent of chitin-based larval cuticle.